Molecule: messenger RNA, 594 nt
Organism: Pneumocystis carinii B80
Lineage: Eukaryota; Fungi; Ascomycota; Pneumocystomycetes; Pneumocystales; Pneumocystaceae
Product: Ras-like protein
Exons: 4
Coding region: 1-594 (197 amino acids)
Biological process (GO): signal transduction
Cellular component (GO): plasma membrane
Molecular function (GO): GTPase activity; GTP binding; GDP binding
Source: RefSeq, a predicted model, not a curated record
AUGUCAAGAUCAGGGCUUAUGAGAGAGUAUAAACUAGUAGUUGUUGGAGGCGGUGGAGUUGGAAAAUCAGCACUUACUAUUCAAUUAAUUCAAAAUUCAUACAGAAAACAAUGCAUGAUUGAUGAUGAAAUGGCACUUCUGGAUAUUCUUGAUACAGCAGGACAAGAGGAAUAUUCUGCUAUGAGAGAACAAUAUAUGAGAAUAGGGGAAGGUUUUCUUUUGGUCUAUAGUAUUAAUAAUAGAUGUUCUUUUGAAGAAAUCAUAACAUUUCAGCAACAAAUUUUAAGAGUUAAAGAUAAAGAUCAUUUUCCUAUGAUUAUUGUAGCAAAUAAAUGUGAUCUGGAAGAUGAGAGAUAUGUAAGUCAUUAUGAAGGUCGAGAAUUAGCAAAAUCAUUUGGUUGCCGUUUUAUUGAAACAUCUGCAAAACAACGUAUAAAUGUAGAAGAAGCAUUUUUUUCAUUAGUACGAGAAAUUAGGAGAUAUAAUAAGGAACAUUCAGGUAGAAAAGCUUCUUCAAGCAUAGGGCGUCGCUAUCAAACAGGCACUGAUAGAACGCAUAAAAGUUUAGUUUGUUGUAAUUGUGUGGUGAUGUAA